This is a messenger RNA of Notolabrus celidotus (New Zealand spotty), 3024 nucleotides long. Its product is annotated as vesicle-associated membrane protein-associated protein B/C-like. The coding region runs from base 312 to 1061 and encodes 249 amino acids. The record is from RefSeq and is a predicted model, not a curated record. The transcript is spliced from 6 exons. Gene Ontology annotation, molecular function: FFAT motif binding. Gene Ontology annotation, biological process: endoplasmic reticulum membrane organization. Lineage: Eukaryota; Metazoa; Chordata; Actinopteri; Labriformes; Labridae. Gene Ontology annotation, cellular component: endoplasmic reticulum membrane; plasma membrane.
CCGCACUCUCCCGCCCCUCACAUGACGUCGCCCUCCUUCUUCCUCCCUCUUCCUCUCCCUCUUUGCUAUCAUAGUUAGCAGUAGCACAUUAGCCUCCUGCAGCUGUCGGUGGCAGUCACUCAGAGAACCUGUCAGUCAGAGAGCUGCUGCUGUAUUUGUGUUCAUCCUCCCCCUACUUCCCUCCUGUAGGAAACCUUGGACGGCCGGGUCGUUCCUUUGAGAGCCUGCUCCAUCACCUCGCCGGGCUUCCUAAGGGGAGAAUAACGUGAUCGUCGUUUUCGAAGACAGGAAGACGCCCUGGGACCUGGGACAUGGCAAGACAAGAACAAGUCCUGGUUCUAGAGCCUCAACACGAACUGAAAUUCAGAGGUCCCUUCACAGAUGUUGUCACUGCCACUCUGAAGCUCACCAACCCCACAGAUAGAAAUGUGUGUUUCAAAGUCAAGACAACUGCACCUCGCAGAUACUGUGUGCGCCCAAACAGCGGCAUCAUUGACGCUGGAGGCUUCAUUAAUGUUUCUGUUAUGCUACAGCCUUUUGACUACGACCCAAAUGAAAAGAGUAAACACAAAUUCAUGGUUCAGUCCAUGCUGGCCCCGUUUGACAUGGUUGACAUGGAGGGAGUUUGGAAGGAGGCAAAGCCUGAAGAGCUGAUGGAUUCAAAGUUGAGAUGUGCAUUUGAGAUGCCUCUAGAAAAUGACAAAACUCAUGAGAAUGUAAGCAACCAAACUGUGUCUCCCUCUGCCUCCUCUGUUAAGACUGAGCACUCUGUGCUGCCCAAGUCUGCCAGCGCCUCCCUGGAUGAUGCAGAGGUGAAGAAGAUCAUGGAGGAGUGCAAGCGGCUGCAGAUGGAAGUCCAGAGGCUACGGGAGGAAAACAAACAGAUCAGGGAGGAUGACGGACUGCGGAAGAGAAAGGUGACCUCAAUGGCCGCCCCUCACUCUUCCUCCUCCACCAUGGUAACCUCAUCCAUGAGGGACGAAGGUCUAAGCACCCGCCUCCUGGCGCUCUGCGUGCUCUUUUUUGUCAUUGGAGUCAUUGUUGGCAAGUUGGCCCUGUAGAGACACAGACGAGAGCACAGUAAUAGAUGGAUGGACGGACGGAUGGCCUGCUCCAAAGGACAAGUGUCCAUGACAGCAACGGGGAAGUCUUCUGGUUUUAUUUUGAUUUCUCUUUAUUAACAUGUAAGGCAAUAUCAAGAUGGUUUGUCUGAAUGGAAAAUAAUUUGUGUAAAAAGAAAAGGAAAGAUGGCAAUUCCAAGAUAACCAUCAGUGCAAGUGUUUUUGUCACAGGUCUUGCCUUUUUUGAGUUUUUUUAUUCUUUCUAAAAAUCACCCCCUUUGAUCCGUUCUCUCCGUCCAUCCCUCCUUCCUCAAUGAUCUUCCGCAACUUGCACAUGUAACAGUUAGUGGUGUGUAGAAGUAGCUUCACGCUGGCUGUAUGUCUUUCAUUGAUUGUUCAUUGAUUCUUAAGUUUUCAAAGUUCCUCACACACAUUGUCAAUAAGAAAGUUCUAACACUUUUCCUCUGAUAACCUCACAUCCAUUAGAACUGAUAUAUUGCCUGAAGAGGUAAACACAAGUGAUUAGAGAAAAACUUUUUGAAAUGUUUUCAAGCCCCAAUUAUUAUUAUUAUUAUUAUUAUUAUUAUUAUUAUUAUUAUUAUUAUUAUUAUUAUUAUUUCUUUUUCUUUGGACUCAAACUCUUCGUAACGUCUUCUAUGUUGUGCCAGUAGAAGCUGUGUGUAUGUGUGUGUGUGUGUGUGCGUGUGAGUGAGAGAGGGAGAGAAAGAGAGAGCGACUGUCUGUCUCACAGCCUCCUGUAGGGAGACUAAUGUGACUGUGUGUGGAUGUUUGUAUGCUAAGAGACCACAAAUGGUGAAAUCGCAAGCUGUUUUUGGACUUGGGAAGAGGGGUGCUUUGAAAACAAACCUGUCAUCUGAUUUUCUGUAAAGUAUAUUUGGGGCAUUUGAUGAAGUUGCAUUAAAUAUUUUAAACAGUUCAGUCAUUGACCAGAACAAGAAAUAGUAGUAAUUUAAUAUAUCAGUACAUUUUUUUUUUUAAUUCGUUGGACACAGAUUAUACAAAAUAAUUAAUGCAGCAUAGAGGUAUAAUAACAUAAGAAUACAAAUUUACCAGAAACCAUCAGACUAUCAUAAUUGACUCUUAACUGUUUGCGUGAUUAUUACUUUCUCAGGAUAAGACAGGCACUGAUUAAAAAAUGUCCCAACUUAAAACAGAAUUUCUCAUUCAAAAAUUGACCUGGACAGUUCCAACAUUUUAGAUAAGUAUGAAACAGAAGUUUUGGCCACCUAUAAUUUCUUCAUGCCAUGGAGUAAUGUAUCUGUAUCCUCAAGUGUAUUAAAGCAGUUUGCUUGUUCUCUUAUAUUACCAUGUACCCACAAAGCUUCUGUUGUUUUAAUAUUCAAAUGCACUAUAUUCAAAUUUCCAAUCAGCAGUCUGCAUGAAAUUACCUUUUUUUUUUUUUUCUUAACUGUUGCAGUUUAUUGGUGGAUCAAAAAAAAUACUCUCUUCUCAUAAGGGACCAUUUUGAGUCAGGUUUAUUAGUUUGUGUUUGAUUAUUUCCUUUUCUUUCUCUUUUCUUUUGUCACUUGAUGGGCUCUCAUGGUCGUGGGAUAACUAAGAAAACACAGCUGUAUUGUCUUUGCUAUCACAUGACCAUCAAGGCAGAUUGCUAAAAAAAAAAAAAGGGAAAGAACUCCUUUUUUUGGUGCCUGAGGGAACUCGGGGAGCACAGAGGUGGGAAUUUGGGCGGCUGGAAUGAAGACUGACCUGUGAAUACGCACUACAUUAGAGAAAAAUAAGGCAUCAGCCCUUCAGACCACAAAUGCAAAGCUACAGUCACACAACAAUGUAAUCACACAGUAAUUGGAUACUCUUUUGUAUGUACAUAAUAAAAAGACUUAAAAAGAUAACUGGCAAAGUUAUUAACAUAUACUGUAUUAAAGGAAGAAAAACAGCCACAAUGAAUCAUGUAGCAUCAUACUGAUUAAAAUACAUAAACCCC